UCCAAGGAUAUCUCAGAUUCUCAGCUCGGUCCAAGCGUCCAAGUCUUUAUCUACUUCCAAGUUCCAAAGUUACUCUUUCACCUCCUAAAACGGGUCUGUAAAACCUCCCUCCGUCUCUCUUCACUCUCCCCUAAUUCUGCUUUCUUCACUUCUCCACUUUACUUUUGCAGUAAGAGGCGCCUUUUAACGCUGCACUGCAUUUGCCUGCAUCUAUGUCUGUCUUCUUCAUCUAGCUGAUUUCCUUCCUGCGUUGUUCCAGUAGGAAGAAGAAAGGUGCAAAGUGAAUUAUGGUUAAUAAUACAAAGACAUCGAAGAUUUGUAUAGUACCUAGCUUUGUAGGUGAUUGCCAAGAAAUCAAGGAGUUGGCAGAGGUUUCAGGUGGUGUGAAUUUUGAGGUUCAGCAAGCUUAUGAAUCACACAAUACAGCAACCUCAUUGGGGUUGGAUUCGGAUUCGGGUUGGGGCCAGCAUUACAAGCUCGGUCCAUGUUUUAAUUCACCGUCUGUAGAAGAAGAUAACAAACCUGUGGCUGCAAGGUUGUCUAAAUAUUACCCUUCUGAGAAAUCUAAAAUUUUGGUGCAGAAUCACUCAAGUUUGGUUUCGUGGCAUAGUUGGUGCAAAAAUUCCAGCCCGAUUGUUGGAUGGCAUAUUCCAGAUGAAAGUUACUGUAAUUGGGUAAAGAAGUUGGAAAAGAGACUUGGACAGAAAUGGCGAGACCUCAGAAUCUAUGAAACCAUUAUGCUGUCAACACGUCUCAUUUCCUUUGAUGGUCCUCUCAUGUCUGCUCUCAUGUGUUUUUGGGACAAAAGUUGCAACGCUUUCGUCCUUCCUGAAGGUCUGAUGGGCAUAACAAUGGAGGAUGUGGUUGCAAUCACCAGUUGUUCCCCAGUUGGCAUUGAGUUAUCUACAUUAGGGACUGACCUGCCAGAUGCGAAGAACACUUAUCAAGGGAUUGGUGUAUCAAGUUAUGGCAAUUUUGUGACUAGAUCUAUGGCUCUUAGAGAUAAAGAACAAGAGGAAAUGGCUUUCUACUUGUACUGGAUAUGCAAGUUUCUUGUUUGCAACCGCUCAGUCAUGGUUUUGAAGGGCUUUCAAUGCGUGGCUGAAACCAUCUUUCAUGCAAAGAGUCCAUUAGCGCUUGCCCCCUUCUUACUCGGCCUUGCCUAUAAUUGCCUAGGCAACAUUCUCAGAUCAGAUUUCAGCGAACAUGUGAGUGGGCCUCUGUGGCUAGUGGUGCUAUGGGCGCAGGCUUAUUUUAAACCUAUUGCAGCUAGGAGCAUUGCUGCACAACUUCCAAGCCCAAGGCAACAGCACUUUAAUAGCAUAUACUCAUAUGGGGAUUACAUAAUUUUCAGCCAGGUGCAAUGCGAGAAAACUUUUGAGGAAUGUUUCAUCUAUUUGACUGACAGCAGAAGGAAACGCCAAGGAGAGGAGUGGAACCCAUUUCUUAAUAGGGAAUUUGGUGCUGACUGGUUUCGUACUUUCACACUUCAUCAGAAACACACUAGAGAUGAAAAGGAUGCGUGGAAAGCUGUUCUUGUUGCUCAGGAUCUACCAGCAUAUUUUAGCCCUCCUUCAUUUUUUCUUGAACCUUACUCCCCAAACCAGUUUGCCAGGCAACUUGGACACCUUCAAUCAGUUCCUGUCCCAUUCUACCAAACUAUCAACCAACCCUGGCAUUCUAGGAACACUGUGGCUCCUAAUGUUCUUAAGCAUGCAGAGAAGGACUAUUUCACCAGAAAAUCCGCAAUGUCGCAUGUUCAUCAGAUUCAUUGGUUCCCAUCUUCAGACCAUGCCUUCAAUUCUUGGUGGUUAUGGUGCUGGGAAAAUGUUGCGUCAUAUCUCUCUGAGGCUCGGAAACAUUUUGUUUUGAAGUUUGGAAAUGGUCCCAGGAAGACACGUAAGAAACGACGUGCACGUACUCAGAAGUUGCAAAGAGUUCCAAAACGUAGAGAAAAAAUGGUUUCAGCUAUUUUAGAAUCAUCACAAGGAGUAGGAAAAGUAGGGAUGGAAGAGGAAGAGGAAGAAUCAUUGUCAUCAUCAUCUGAUGAUCUGCCUUCGAAUACAGAAGGACAAGGAAAACAAGUAGAAGAUGAAGAAGAAGAAUCAUCAUCAAAAGAAGACGAAGAAGAUGUUGAUCUGCCUUUGACAAAGUUGCGACAUCAGAAGCCCUCUGCUGAUGAAAACGACAGGACACUAGAAGAGCAUUCAUCCUCUGAAGAUCUUGUAAACACCGAGCAUCAUCAGGAUGAGGUUGGAGAAAGCGACACCACUCCUCAACAGAACCAUGGCGAAUCUGUGAACGUUGAACAGAAAAGAAAGAAGCUUAAACAAUAUAUGGACAUGUCAAUAGAGUCCAUUUUCGGGACUAAUCAAUUGAACAGCAUGGAGAGAACUGUUGACACUAUCUAUCAUCAUUCAGGUGAUGCAUUAGAGACCCCCAUUCUGGGAGAUCUGAAGAAACAACUGACUGGUCUCAAGGAUAAGAUCCCGUCUCUUUUGUCUUCAAUUAACUCUGCCGAAGCUGAAAGAGAGUCUCUUCGCAAACAAAACCCUGAUCUGCCAACAAAGCUGAGCCAAGUGAAACUGGCAUUACAAGCUGACGAAUCAAAACUUUCAGAGCUGACAAGUGAAGAAGCUAGACUUGAAGUUGAAAUCCGAAAACUAAUCGAGAAGAAAGAAUCAGUUCUUUCUCAGAAAGCAUCAGCUGCAGAGAGUGUUGAGAGGAGAAAGCAGAAAAUGGAAGAGCUGAAGGAUAUCGAGGCAAUCAUCAAGAAGGCAGAGUACAGUUGUUUCCAAAAGCGGAACGAAAUGAGUAAAGUAAAUGCAACCAUUAACGUGACUUUGAUGGAUGCCAAAAGGGUUUUGUUCAAAUGAUUUGUUCCCCUUUUAGAGCUAAUACAUGUAGUAAAUUGUGAACCUUGUAGUUCUUCUUGCCUUCUUAUCAUUUUUGGGAAUAGCAAUUGGUGUGCUGUUGUGACCA
Molecule: messenger RNA, 2982 nt
Organism: Populus trichocarpa (black cottonwood)
Lineage: Eukaryota; Viridiplantae; Streptophyta; Magnoliopsida; Malpighiales; Salicaceae
Exons: 5
Coding region: 288-2876 (862 amino acids)
Biological process (GO): meristem maintenance; meristem development
Source: RefSeq, a predicted model, not a curated record